AUGCGCCCCGCGCCGCCCCCGGCCCUGGCCGCGCUGCUCCUGCUGGCGCUGCCCGCCGCCCACGCCGCCUACUUCGGCCUGACCGGCCGGGAGGUCCUGACGCCCUUCCCCGGGCUGGGCACCGCGGCCCCGGCUCAGGGCGGGGCCCACCUGAAGCAGUGCGACCUGCUGAAGCUGUCGCGGCGGCAGAAGCAGCUCUGUCGGCGGGAGCCCGGCCUGGCCGAGACCCUGCGGGAUGCUGCCCACCUCAGCCUGCUGGAGUGCCAGUUCCAGUUUCGGCACGAGCGCUGGAACUGCAGCCUGGAGGGGAGGACGGGCCUGCUCAAGAGAGGCUUCAAGGAGACGGCCUUCCUGUACGCGGUGUCCGCGGCCGCCCUCACGCACACGCUGGCGCGGGCCUGCAGCGCCGGCCGCAUGGAGCGCUGCACCUGCGACGACUCCCCGGGCCUGGAGAGCCGGCAGGCCUGGCAGUGGGGCGUGUGCGGCGACAACCUCAAGUACAGCACCAAGUUCCUGAGCAACUUCCUGGGGCCCAAGAGGGGGAGCAAGGACCUGCGGGCGCGGGCCGACGCCCACAACACCAACGUGGGCAUCAAGGCCGUCAAGAGUGGCCUCAGGACCACCUGCAAGUGCCACGGCGUGUCGGGCUCCUGCGCCGUGCGCACCUGCUGGAAGCAGCUCUCCCCGUUCCGGGAGACGGGCCAGGCGCUGAAGCUGCGCUACGACUCUGCGGUCAAGGUGUCCAGCGCCACCAACGAGGCCCUGGGCCGCCUGGAGCUGUGGGCGCCCGCCAGGCUGGACGGUCCCGCCAAGGGCCUGGCCCCCCGGCCCGGGGACCUGGUCUACAUGGAGGACUCGCCCAGCUUCUGCCGGCCCAGCAAGUACUCCCCGGGCACGGCGGGCAGGGUGUGCUCCCGGGAGGCCAGCUGCAGCAGCCUGUGCUGCGGGCGGGGCUAUGACACCCAGAGCCGCCUGGUGGCCUUCUCCUGCCACUGCCAGGUGCAGUGGUGCUGCUACGUGGAGUGCCAGCAGUGCGUGCAGGAGGAGCUCCUGUACACCUGCAAGCCCUAG
Molecule: messenger RNA, 1071 nt
Organism: Pipistrellus nathusii (Nathusius's pipistrelle)
Lineage: Eukaryota; Metazoa; Chordata; Mammalia; Chiroptera; Vespertilionidae
Source: the annotation of a GenBank genome assembly